CAAUUCCCCACCUCCCAGCCAAACACCUCACCCCUCUCCUACCUCCGAAGCAGCAGCAGCAGCCAUGGCCCCCAAGGCGGACAAGAAGCCGGCCGCCGAGAGCAAGGUCGAGAAGGCGGCGGAGAAGGCCCCGGCGGGCAAGAAGCCCAAGGCCGAGAAGCGGCUGCCGGCGGGCAAGACGGCGUCCAAGGAGGCCGGCGGCGAGGGGAAGACCCGGGGCAGGAAGAAGGGCAGCAAGGCCAAGAAGGGCGUGGAGACGUACAAGAUCUACAUCUUCAAGGUGCUGAAGCAGGUGCACCCCGACAUCGGCAUCUCCUCCAAGGCCAUGUCCAUCAUGAACUCCUUCAUCAACGACAUCUUCGAGAAGCUCGCCGGGGAGUCGGCCAAGCUCGCGAGGUACAACAAGAAGCCCACCAUCACGUCCAGGGAGAUCCAGACCUCCGUCCGCCUCGUCCUCCCCGGCGAGCUCGCCAAGCACGCCGUCUCCGAGGGCACCAAGGCCGUCACCAAGUUCACCUCCUCCUAGACUGAUGAACUGAUGAUGCGUCCGUCGCCUCUAGUUGGUCUCUGUAUCUGCAUCUCUGUUAACUCUGCUUAUCUCUCUGCAAGUAGUGCUGGUAGUCUGUGCUGGGUGAUUGCCAACGCUUCGUUGGCUCGUUCCUCGUUGGUUGUGAGGACCGAAGCUUCUGCUUUUGACAAGCUGAUAUCUAUCUAGAACUGAAGUUGUGGUGGUACUA
This is a messenger RNA of Triticum urartu, 737 nucleotides long. The record is from RefSeq and is a predicted model, not a curated record. Lineage: Eukaryota; Viridiplantae; Streptophyta; Magnoliopsida; Poales; Poaceae.